CUAUCAAGUUAGCUAAAUCGGAAUCCUCUCUUGAUUUUUCCGCAAUCAGGUGGGUCGUCAGAGGGUUGAGAAUUGACGAGAAGAAGGCGACGAUGCCUCAGCGGCACUCGAAGAACAACAAUGAUCUUGCCUUCUUCACCUACGACGAGAAGCGGAAGCUAGGGUACGGAACACAAAAGGAGCGAUUGGGGAAGGACUCCAUCAAGCCCUUUGACACUUGCUGCCUCUGCCUCAAGCCGUUCAUCGAUCCGCUUUGUUGCCAGAAAGGUCAUGUUUUCUGCAAAGAGUGCAUCCUCGAGUGCCUCCUUGCCCAAAAGAAAGACAUCAAGAGAAAAUUAGCUGCUCAUGCUGCUCAACAGAAGCAACAAAAAGAUGAGGAAUUGGAAAGGUUGUCAUUGCAACAAGCUCGGGAAAUUGAUGCAUUUGAUCAGCAAAAUCAUGGAGCCGUUCCCCAAUACAAUGACAAGAGCCACUCCCGUGAUAAGAAUGGCUUCCAUGGAGCCAAUAGCGUGAAGGUAACAUCCUAUGAAGAGGAAGCCCUUCGCACAAUGAAAGCUUUCUGGCUGCCUUCUGCAACUCCUGAAGCUCCUGUUAAAGUUGAUGCUCCAUCUUCAGACACCAUAUGCCCAGAGGGCAAAGAGAAACUCAAGUUGAAAACUCUCUUCUCUAUCUACUUCACUGAAGACAAUAACAAAGAGAAUAAGAGGUCCAAGUCUGUGGAUAGCAAUUACAUCUGCCCUAGUUGCAAGGUUACCCUUACGAAUACACUCUCUCUUGUGGCCAUUAAUACUUGUGGUCAUGUCUUCUGCAAGAAGUGUGCGGAUAGGUUCAUUGCCAAGGAUAAGUUUUGCCUGGUGUGUAACAAGGAAUGCAGGGAAAAGAACUUGGUGUUCUUGGAGAAAGGUGGAACUGGUUUUGCCGGACAUGGGGAGCAUUUGGAGGCCACUGAAUUUAAGCAUUUGGGAAGUGGUUCAGGCUUAGGUCUUGUGAGACCAGCGAUGAAGACAUGAUCUCUCUCUCAUUUCCUCGAGAUGCAAGGUUUAAGGUUCUUUGCCAUCCGGUUAUAACUCUGCAAUGUUAUAUUAGAAUUUGGUAUGGAUAGUUUACUUUUCAUUUGUCAAAAUAAGACGAUAACUCUAUAUACAUUGGUUUUGAAAUUUAUUUGAAGUUAAUUUUGUUGA
Messenger RNA from Dendrobium catenatum, 1181 nucleotides. RefSeq names its product E3 ubiquitin-protein ligase CSU1. Gene Ontology annotation, cellular component: nucleus. The transcript is spliced from 2 exons. Lineage: Eukaryota; Viridiplantae; Streptophyta; Magnoliopsida; Asparagales; Orchidaceae. Gene Ontology annotation, molecular function: ubiquitin protein ligase activity. The record is from RefSeq and is a predicted model, not a curated record. Bases 93 to 1010 code for a protein of 305 amino acids.